Messenger RNA from Leptopilina heterotoma, 4489 nucleotides. RefSeq lists its product as uncharacterized. Gene Ontology annotation, cellular component: early endosome; plasma membrane; recycling endosome. Gene Ontology annotation, biological process: iron ion transport. The transcript is spliced from 31 exons. The record is from RefSeq and is a predicted model, not a curated record. Lineage: Eukaryota; Metazoa; Arthropoda; Insecta; Hymenoptera; Figitidae. Bases 44 to 4330 code for a protein of 1428 amino acids.
UGCGUGAGAAAAUUUGAAUCAUUUUUUUAAUUAAGAAAAUAUAAUGAUUCUUAAAUAUUCUCUAUUUUUAACAUUAGAAUUAAUAUUAUUUGUUCAUUUUUACACACCUGUUUUUACAAAGAAGCAAAAUAAACUUAGAUUUUGCAUUGUGAAUAGUUUCCACACUCGCAAAUCAAUUGAAAAUGUUUGCCAAAAUCUAGUUCAAUCAAAAAAUAACAAAGUAGAGUGUGUUGUUGAAACUGAUAGGACCCAAUGUCUAAGGAUGUUAAUAAACGAUCAAGCAGAUUUUAUGUCAGCGGAACCGGAAGAUUUAAUAGUUCUUGCAUUAAAUAAAGAGAAUAAUAAUAAAAUUCUAGUCACACAUGAAUUGAGAGUAUGGGAAAAUGAGUAUUCUAGUUUUAAGACAGUUGUAGUAGUGAGAAAAGACAUUGAAAAUUUAUGGCAUACAGAAAAUAGGCAUCUCUGUUUACCAGGUUUCGAAAAAAAUUCUGUUCUUUUAGAUUACAUAAAAUUUUUAGAGACAAAAUUCGUCUCAUCUGACUGCAGUCUAGAGAAGAGUUUAUUAGAGAAUAGAUUAUCAGCAUUAUCACAAUAUUUCGAAUCCGCUUGCAUCAGUGGUCCAUGGACGAAUGAUGAACAACUUGACAUGCAAAUGAAAAAGAAAUACGGAAAUUUGUGUUCACGAUGUAAAAAUAGUCAAGAAUGCUCAAAGGAUGAUAAAUUCUAUGGAAAGGAAGGUGUUUUAUUGUGUUUAACAGAAGGUGGAGGUGACAUUGCAUGGGCGAGAUUAAAAUUUGUUCGAUAUCACUUUAAACGAUUCGGAGGCGAAGAGGAUUACAGAUUUCUCUGUCCCGAUGGGUCGAUAAGAAACUUAUCUGACGAUCCUUGCGUUUGGUUUGAAGAACCUUGGAGGACAACCAUCGCCAGAAAAGCAGUCGCUGAGAGAGUUUCGAAAUUUAUAUCCGAUCAAAAUAAUCAAGUCGGAGAUUUUUUGACACUUUUGCAAUAUGAUCUUCACAGAACACCGAUCAGUACUGAGGCACUUAAAACACCAGAGGAUUAUUUCAAAUUAUCAUUUCCUGAUUAUUAUUCUCUUAAGGAUUAUUUACAAUGUAAACCAGAUCGACGUAUGAAAUGGUGUGUCGUGACGAAUUUAGAAGUCGAAAAAUGCAAUUGGCUCUCGUACGCAGCGAAUAGUUAUGGAAUAGAGCCAUUAAUUGAAUGUGUGCAGGAAUUAAGUAGAAAAAAUUGUCUAGAAUCGGUGAAAAAUAAAAUGAGCGAUAUUUUCGUUGUUAAUUCAUCUGAAGAAUUUGAAGCCAAAAUAAAAGGUUUAAGGCCAAUUAUUCACAUGGUGACGAAGAAGAAAAAUCAAACAGUCGCAUUGGUAAAAAAAUAUUCUGAUUUACAAUCGUUCACAGAUUUGAAAAAUCUAAAGGCUUGUUUUUCGGGUUACAGAGAUAUUGGAUGGAAUACAUUUAUUUAUUUGAUGAAAAAUUUGACUGGUGAUAAUAAUUGGUAUUGUAAAGACAAGGAAAUGGUUUCUCAAUUUUUCAAAGAAAGUUGCGUGUUUCAAUUAAACGCACAGGACUUUUCCACUUUUCCAAAGAAUCUUUAUUCACUUUGUUCGCAUUUAAAUUUCGGUAAUAGAAACAUUACAAUAAAAAAUUGUUUGGAUUCUGACGUGGCCGAUGUAUCUUUUUUGAAUUUUAACUCAGCAACUCCACUUUCAUCAAAAUACUCAGAGGUGUACUAUAGGACUCUUUGUAGUAACGAAUUUGUAGAUAGUUCUAAUAAGGAACGAGAGUGCAUUUUAUCAUGGUUAAUACUAGGAUCGAUUAUGGUAAAUAAAAAUGUAUCUUCCUCGAGGGAAGAAGACAUUUUCCUGUUAUUUAUGGAUCUUAACGGAUUGUUCGGUGAAACUUAUCAAGGAACGACUCCUUUAAUGUCUCUUCAUGGUCCAUUUGAAAAAAAGGAAAAUAUUAUCUUUUCAGAAUUCAGUGAAUUUACGAGAGACUUAAAUAAAAAAGAUCGAACAUUGCAUUAUAACGAAAUUAUUGAAGACUUGAAAAAAUAUCAAUUGUGCAGUGAAGCUGAUUUUUUACGAAAUUUUAUUUACACUUCGAUUUUUCUACCAAUUAUUAUUAUCAUCUUGAUAAACAUGGUGUUUAAAGAGUGGAUUAUUUUAUUGACAGUCUGUAGCUUUGCUUUUAAUUUGCAAUCGACCGUUUUCGCCGAAAAACAAAAAAUUCGAUAUUGUGUGGUGGAUGAUACAAUACCCCAUGAAAUAAAAAAUUUGGAAACUUGUCCCCUUUUAGUGGAUAUAGAUAAUUCUCCAGUUACAUGUAUAAUCGCCGUUGAUAGAGUGUCCUGCUUACGACAUUUACUAUCGGGAGAAGUUGAUUUCCUUAUUGCCGAACCGGAAGAUCUUAUGAUUUAUGCAUUCGCUGAGGAUUAUAAUAAUAAAAUACUUGUGACUCAUAUUAUACCUCAAAUGUCUAUAGAUCUACCGAGUCAUCAAAUGGUAGUAAUUGUUCGUAAUAAUAUAGAGGAUAUUUUCCAUACCGAGAAAAAACGUUUCUGUUCACCUGGAUUUGAGCCGGGCGUUAUGGUUCGAGAUUACGUUAAAUAUUUUGAAAGCAGAAUAACGCCACGAAAAUGUGAUCCAGAAAAAUCUUUGCUAGAAAAUAGAAUGGCUUCUUUAUCGGAAUAUUUUGAAUCCGCUUGCAUCAGUGGUCCAUGGACAAUUGAUUAUCAACGGAAUAAAAAAUUAAAAAAAACAUAUCCAAAUCUUUGCGCAGAAUGUGGAGAUCCCACGAAAUGUUCACAUGAAGAUUCAUUUUUUGGAAAAUGGGGAGCUUUGAAAUGUUUAUUGUCAAUGAAAGGCGAUGUUACUUGGGCUACUCUUCACGCCGUCCACCAAGAUUUACAACUAACAAACAAGGAUGAAUAUUCCUUCCUCUGUCCCAACGAAAAGACAAAAAAUUUAACAGACAAAGCUUGCGUUUGGCUCGAAGAACCACAGCGAACGAUUGCAGUCUCAAUGACCUCUGCCGAAAAAGUCGGAAGAUUCAUGAAAAACCCACAAAAUUCAAAUAUUCUAUGGAGGCUUUUUGUUGGAGUACCAAAACCAGUCGAAUUGCCAGCAACACCUCUCGAUUACUUACAAAGAUCAUUUCCAGAAUAUUAUUCACUAAAGGAUUACGCGAAAUGCACUCCCGAUAGAACGAUAAAAUGGUGUGUAACUACAAAUUUAGAAGCUGAGAAAUGUAAAUGGAUCUCGUUUGCUGCUCAAAGUCAUGGUUUAGAGCCUUUAAUAAAAUGUGUACAAGAAACGAGUCGUGAAAAUUGUAUGGAGUCGGUAAAAAAUGGCAUAAGUGAUAUUUUUGCAAUUGAAAAGAGCGAGGAAGUUGAGGCGAAAAGACGAGGACUUGAGGCAAUUGCAUAUAUGAUGAUGAACAGUGGACUCGAAGACAUAACAGUCGCCUUAGUACAUAAAUUUUCUAAUUUCACUUCCCUUCGCGCUCUAGAAAAUCACAAAGCGUGUUUUCCUGGCUAUCGAGAGUUUGAAUGGAAUACUUUUCUUUACGCAAUGAAAAAAUUAACUGGUUAUUCUGAAUGGUAUUCUAACGAUAAGGAGAUGGUUUCGAAAUAUUUCAACGAAAGUUGUGUUGCUAAUUUACAUAAUGGAAAUGGAUCAGAAAAAGAUUUCCCAAAAAAUUUGUAUUCCUUAUGUUCUCUAAGUACACAAACAAACGAGAAAAAUAUUUUGAGACAACCACGUAAUCCAACAAUGAUUGUGGAAAAAUUUGAAAUGCCCAAAAAAGAAGAAAUUGUAAAUUCAGAUCAAGCAAUGUUUAACUGCUUAAUUCACAAUAAAGCUGACGUGGCUUUUGUUAAUUUGAGUUCAUUUGUGAAUAUAUAUCCAGAACUGAUAGGAACUGUUUUCCGUGUUAUUUGUCUAAAUGAAUCGAAAACAAUAGAUCAUUGUUUUUCUGCUAAAAAAUCUCUAGGAUCGUUAGUUGUCAAUAAAAGCAUAACAGGAGCAAGAAAAGAUGAUAUUUACUUUAUGUUAUUGGAUAUUGAUCGAAUAUUUGGUAUCACUUACCAAAUAGUCAGCAAACUAAUUACUCUCUAUGGUCCUUUCAAUGGCACGAAUGGCGUCAUUUUUCCUGAAGGAACACAAUUUUUAGAUCCCAUAGCUUGUGAUUCGCCGUGUAAAUUAAGUUAUAAUGAAGUUUCUAAAGAUAUUUCACUCCAUUUUCAGAAUAAUACUGCUAACGUUUUACAAGUCAACAUCGCGAUUUUACUAAUUUUGUUUUUAAUAAUUUAAUUCUUUUACAUAAAUAAUAUUACAUGGAAAAAUUGUAUAUAGCAACAAAUACUAUUUAAGAAAAUAAUGUUAGUAUUAACAAUAAAAUGUAUAUUUUUAUUGAUAAAAACAUAAGUUAUUGUGUGUGUGACUCAGAUGAAUAAAUUAAAUUUACAAGUG